AUGAAGAAGGUGUCGAGAAAGGUAGGGAAGUAUGAGGUUGGGCGAACCAUCGGCGAAGGAACAUUCGCCAAGGUUAAGUUUGCCAGGAACAUCGAAACCGGUGAAAGUGUGGCCAUGAAGAUUUUGGCCAAAAGCACCAUUCUCAAGCACAGAAUGGUUGAUCAGAUUAAAAGAGAGAUAUCCAUAAUGAAGAUUGUCAGGCAUCCUAAUAUAGUACGGUUGCAUGAGGUUUUGGCGGGCCGGACGAAAAUAUUUAUAAUUCUCGAGUUUGUAACUGGAGGAGAAUUGUUUGAUAAAAUUGUUCACCAAGGAAAGCUUCCUGAAUAUGAAUCAAGGAAAUACUUUCAACAGCUCAUAGAUGCAGUUGCCCAUUGUCAUAGUAAGGGUGUGUUCCACAGAGACCUGAAGCCCGAGAAUCUUCUCGUUGAUUCUUAUGGAAAUUUGAAGGUUUCUGAUUUUGGACUAAGUGCAUUGCCUGAACAAGGAGUUGGUCUUCUUCACACUACGUGUGGAACCCCAAACUAUGUUGCGCCUGAGGUGCUGGGGGACCAAGGUUAUGAUGGCGCAGCUGCUGAUGUUUGGUCAUGUGGGGUCAUCCUAUAUGUUCUAAUGGCUGGAUAUCUCCCAUUUGAUGAGACAAACCUUCCUACCCUAUAUAGAAAGAUUAAUGCAGCAGAGUUUUCCUGUCCAUAUUGGUUUUCUCCUGAGGCAAAUUCUCUGAUACAUAAGAUACUUGAUCCUAAUCCUAAAACUCGCAUUCAGAUUGGAGGAAUCAGAAAGGAUCCUUGGUUUAGGAAAAAUUAUGUGCCUUUCAAAAAUGGGGAAGAUGAGGAAGUGAGUUUGGAUGAUGUUCAUGCAGUGUUUGAAGAUAUUGAGGACCAAUAUGUAGCAGAGAGAUCAGAAAGUAAGGAUGGCGGUCCAUUAUUAAUGAACGCAUUUGAGAUGAUUACCCUAUCCCAAGGGCUAAAUUUAUCAGCAUUGUUUGACAGGAGACAGGAUUACAUAAACCGGCAAACUCGAUUUGUUUCCCGAAAACCAGCUAAAGUUAUAAUUUCAAAUGUAGAAGCUGUUGCAGAAUCAAUGAGUCUGAAGGUCCAUACACGUAAUUACAAGACAAGACUAGAAGGAAUAUCUUCAAAUAAGGCCGGACAAUUUGCAGUUGUCCUCGAGGUUUAUGAAGUUGCACCAUCCCUUUUCAUGGUGGAUGUUCGAAAGGCUGCAGGAGAUACUCUUGAAUAUCAUAAGUUUUACAAAAAUUUCUGUGCCAAAUUAGAAGACAUUAUUUGGAAACCAAAGGAGGGUAUGGCUAGUUCCAAUCUGCUUCAAACAAUGACUUGCUGA
Messenger RNA from Prunus armeniaca (apricot), 1341 nucleotides. Lineage: Eukaryota; Viridiplantae; Streptophyta; Magnoliopsida; Rosales; Rosaceae. The record is from the annotation of a GenBank genome assembly.